Castor canadensis (American beaver) is the source of this 2111-nucleotide messenger RNA. It is a transcript of the gene Ca14, whose product is annotated as carbonic anhydrase 14. Gene Ontology annotation, cellular component: plasma membrane. The record is from RefSeq and is a predicted model, not a curated record. NCBI's taxonomy places the organism in Eukaryota, Metazoa, Chordata, Mammalia, Rodentia, Castoridae. Gene Ontology annotation, molecular function: zinc ion binding; carbonate dehydratase activity.
AGGGCUCCUGCACGGGGCCAUCCUGCAUGCCUAAUCGGCUAUUUAAGGAACUGCCUGCCAGCAGCCCAGACACCCCCCCCUCCCCACGUACACCCGUCCAGAGCCACCUUAAAAGCGGGAGGCAAUUGUGAAGUCGCUGGCCAGCAAGUGGAGAGGAGACUGCAGAGGCAGAUAAAGAGAAGGGCACUGAGAAAGGCAGCAAGAGAUUAAUCCUGGGACCCAGAAAAAUCCGUGGUACCCUAUGGAUAAUCAAGGCCGCAGAGACACAGAGACAGCAAGAGAAAAGAGAUAAAUCUAUUCAACACCAGAAACUUCUCUGUCUCUCCCCACUCCCUUCCCUCUCUCCCUUUCUUCCUCUGCCUUCCCUUCUUUAGUUCUCUAGUCCCCAAAUUCCUGGUCCCCUGUGCCCUAUCCUGGGGAUACCAUGUUGUUCUUCACCCUCCUGUUAGAGGUGACUUGGAUCCUGGCUGCAGAUGGGGGUCACCACUGGACAUAUGAAGGCCCACAUGGUCAGGACCAUUGGCCAGCCUCUUACCCUGAGUGUGGAAGCAAUGCCCAGUCCCCCAUCGAUAUCCAGACAGACAGUGUGACAUUUGACCCUGAAUUACCUGCUCUGCAACCCUAUGGAUAUGAUCAGCCUGGUACUGAGCCUUUGGACCUGCACAAUAAUGGCCACACAGUGCAACUCUCUCUACCCCCUACCCUGUAUCUGGGUGGACUACCCCGAAAAUAUGUAGCUGCCCAGCUCCACCUGCACUGGGGUCAGAAAGGAACCCCAGUGGGAUCGGAACACCAGAUCAACAGUGAAGCCACAGCGGCAGAGCUCCACAUUGUACAUUAUGACUCUGAUUCCUACAGCAACUUGAGUGAGGCUGCCCAGAAACCUCAGGGCCUGGCUGUUCUGGGCAUCCUAAUUGAGAUGGGUGAGACUGAGAAUCCAGCUUAUGAACACAUUCUGAGUCAUUUGCAUGAAAUCAGACAUAAAGAUCAGAAGACCUCAGUGCCUCCCUUCAAUAUGAGAGAGCUACUUCCCCCACAGCUGGAGCAGUUCUUCCGUUACAAUGGCUCACUCACAACUCCCCCCUGCUAUCAAAGUGUGCUCUGGACAGUCUUCAAUCUAAAGGCCCAGAUUUCAAUGGAACAGCUGGAAAAGCUUCAGGAGACACUGUUUUCCACAGAAGGAGAGCCCUCUGAGCCCCUCGUACAGAACUACCGAGCUCCCCAGCCACUCAAUCAGCGGAUCAUCUUUACUUCUUUCACCCAAGAGGGAUCCUUGUACACCACAGGUGAAAUGCUGAGUCUAGGUGUGGGAAUAUUGGUUGGCUGUCUCUGCCUCCUGCUAGCGGUGUAUCUCAUUGCUCGAAAGAUUCGGACAGAAGUCACUUCCAUAAACUAUACUUCUAGGAAGAAGAGGCUGGGAAACCGGAAGAGUGUUGUCUUCACCUCAGCACGAGCCGCCACAGAGGCAUAAACUUCCUCUCAGAUAUCACAGAUGUCCUCCCCUCACACCUAUCAGGGAGCCUCUGCAAUGGGGUGUGGGGACUGGUCAGAAAACACAGCUAGGAGUAGUAGCCAGAUACCUGUCCCUUUGGACAUCUUCCACCCCAUAGAGGUAAGGACCCAGAGGGAAAAAGAACAGAACCUUUGGCCUCUCAGAGCAUGUGGGAGGAGAUCAGAAGAUCCAUGUAUACUAACACAGAAGGCAAGCUAUGUUUAGUUGUAAGGGAAGUUGUAGAAGUGACCCAAAGUCCCCCAACCCUUACCCCUAGAUAUACUGUCUCAUCAUCUAGAUAUACUGCAGGAACUUCCUUUAGGGAAAAGGGCUGCUGUUGGGGUUAUAUAUUUCUUUUUUGCUCAGUAUAUUUGGAAAUUAAAAUUUCUGACCUCAUUGCUAAUCUAUCCUUUAGGGCUCUUGAAGGUGGGGCAGUUCCUUAAUCCUUCAUGUGAUAGAAAUGGACAAAGGAUAAGGAUAAAGAAGCCUGGGUGAUUAAUUCCUUUUAUCCCAACCCCUGGAAUGAGAGAUCUACUUCUGGGAAGAUAUGAAACCUAGUUACUACACAUUAAACCACAAGCCCAGAUUUCUGCCAUUGCACCAAAGCUAUGCUUAGAGA